UAAAAAAGCGGUGAACACAUUACUUGUGAUCUAUUUCUCAAUACAGUAUUAACUUUUACCAAGGAGGUAUACCUCCUUGCUUUUACUUACUGGUUAGGUACACCGAUUUCGUUAAAAACAUACAACAAUGGAUUUUAACAUGGCAACUGUAAAAUUAUUUAUGGGUAUACUUGGCAUCUGUUUCACAGUUAUUGCUGGCUGUUUGAUGUAUGCCGGAGUCAUCGUGUUCAAAGACUUUCAGGAAUACGACAAAAUCAUUGAUCAGUAUUAUAUUUUGUUGCCUGGAGCAAUAAUGAUCGCUGCCAGCGUUGUUAUGUUUGUACUUGGCAUCAUUGCUUGUUAUGCAGCACGUAGAGAAAAAAAGUGUCUAUUAACAUUUUUCUUUGUAUUCCUGCUUGUAUUAGUAGUGUCUGAAUUGGUUGGUGGAUCUGUCGCUGUAGUUUACAAAGAAAAGGUGAAUGACAGAAUCGUUAGUGAUAUGAGAAGGUUUUUAAGUUAUUAUCAUCCAGAAAAUGCUACUGUUCAAUACACUAUUGACAUAAUCCAAGAAAACUUUCAGUGUUGUGGAGUUAACAGUAGUGCUGACUGGAAAAUAACCCCAUGGGGUAAGGCACACCAAGGCCAUGUACCUAAUAGUUGCUGUAAAAAGAAUGAAAACGACUGCUCAGGUUUACCUAUUGAUAUUAAACUUAAAAAAACAAACGCUGAGGGCUGCUACAGCAAAGCAGUAAAUACUUUGAAAGAAAAAUUAAAUGUGAUAAUCGGAGCAUCCAGUGGAACCUUGAUCACACAGAUCUUUGGUCUCAUCAGCUCUAAAGUGUAUCGUAACAGACUGCUGAUGUUAUCGUCCAGUGGUUAGCCCUAAUAAACGCAUCAUUUUGCGUAACCAAAUCAUGGUUGGGAAAAAUAAAUGAGUUAUCAUAUAGAUUUGAUUAUUGAGCGUAGCCGUCUGAAGCAUUUUGCAAGUUUUCUAGCCAUUAUAGUAAGGGGGUGGAUGACUUUUUAAUGAUUGAAUACUUAUGAAUAAUAAAAUAAUAAUUACAAUAAUAAGAAUACAUAAAUUUAAUUGGGCAAAGUUAAGUAAGGGUUUUUGCAAGUGGUACAGUUUUGUCAUCAUCUUUCUUUAGUUGUUAUAUUGUAUAUUCUUCAUGUAUUUUUUGCUUGUGGUCAAGUUUUAAAUUAAUUUUUUAUAUUUUUGUCCUGCCAAGAAAAACAAUUUUCAUGAGAUUAUAUUUUAAAAUCAUGAUUAAUAAAGUGAUCUUAUUUCAUAUGUCUUAUGUACUCUGGGCAGAUUCACCAGGUGAUAAAGGCAUAGGCAUACCUAAUAGAGCACUAAGAUUGAAGAACGAUCCAGGUUUUUUUGAUAAAUGAUGGAGGGACGCAAAAUAAAUUGUUUUCCCUUCUAUUUAAAAAAAAAAUGAUAAAUAGGGGCGGGUGGAAAAAGUUUUUUGGUUUUUUUUAUAGUACUCAUCAGAUGGAAUAAAAAAA
Molecule: messenger RNA, 1488 nt
Organism: Anneissia japonica
Lineage: Eukaryota; Metazoa; Echinodermata; Crinoidea; Comatulida; Comatulidae
Product: tetraspanin-36-like
Exons: 7
Coding region: 128-859 (243 amino acids)
Cellular component (GO): membrane
Source: RefSeq, a predicted model, not a curated record